AUGGAUACGUUGAAUACGACAGUAAUCGGUACUCACGCCACAUUGUCGUUAAAUUCGUAUCACCGAUGGAAUGCACUCAGUCCGUCUUUGAUUUCAGAAAAUGAUGACGACAACAAUGAGAUGAAGGCAUGUGGUCCAAUGAAGAUUGAGCAUCCAUUUGAGAACGAUGAUCAGGCCUAUUUUUCUAAUAACUCUGCUGGUACGACUUCUGCUGAACAACUACAACGUCGUCAACCAUCGGGUUCAACUACAGUCGUUCCAACAAUACCAUUAGCAUCCUGUGCCACUGCUGCAGCAUCCCUGUCAUCUGCAUUCAACAAACGGCUUGUAUCAUCAAACAGAAAUGUGCUGCUAGCUAACGAGCGACAGUUUCAUCGUGGAUUGACGGAUAAUUCGAUCUCCAUUUCUUUGAUUAAAACUGAGCGAAAUUCGCAAUCAGGUGAGGAUUCAAACUGCUAUUCAACUGCAACACAGCCUUCCACAACAGCCCCAAUAGGAGCAACGACUGCUGAAUUACCAGGAGACCGCAGAGACGAUGAAAUAUCAGUACCAACCAGUUCCGUAACGAAUACGAACGAUGCUGCUCAAAUGGAUAUUUAUCGGGAUUUGAUACUGCGACAUCUCAUUCAGGACAUAAAUACAACAUGUACCAAACUUGGACUACCAACAGAUCCACAAGCGUGGAGUGCUGAGCAUAGUGCCCGCUGGAUGUCUGAAAUGUGCGUGCAAUUUCAACUUCCCCCACCUCGACAAUUAUAUAUGAACGGACGUACUCUGUUAUCAAUGACACAGGACGACUUUAUGGUUCGAGCACCAGAAGGUGGUGGUGAUACGCUACAUGCACAGUUACAAUUAUGGAAAACUGCAUAUGAUUCAUACAGCCAGCAAAAUAAUAAUAAUAACAACAACAACAAUAACAGCAUUAACAACAAUAGUAAUAGUAAUAAUAAUAACAAUAACAAUAGCGGCAACAAUCAAAACACCUCUCAAGCAACUCAAAACUGCAGUCGUUCCUCGCAAUACUGGAUAAAUCCAUCUCCAUUGGCGCUGAAUGUAACAGAACAAGGAGAACUGCUGACAUCAGCACAAGAUUAUUUGAAUAACUUCAAUCCAAGCAACACCGAAGCGGCCAUUAACAUGAAUUGUUAUCCUAAUAAUGCAUAUCAAAACGUAUCUCAAGAAGGAACACUUCUUGGUAAUGCCACUGUACAACAGCAAUACUAUGCUUCAGCUCAGGUUGCUGGAAUCGGAAUUUUACCGAGCCCAAGUGAUUCUGAAAUAUCCUCCAACGGCUCUUCAAUGAAUGAUGUAAAUACUAUUGAUGGAACUGUCAUUGAUGCUCGCCAAACAGGCACACCGCAAUUUCCACGGCAUUCUGGUACAGUGCAUCUUUGGCACUUUAUUCGCGAGUUGUUGGAUCAUCCUAAGCAAUAUAGCUCAUGUGUUAGAUGGGUUGAUAGGCAGGAAGGGACUUUCAAAAUAGAAUCAUCACAUCAUCUAGCUCGUUUUUGGGGUCAGCGCAAAAAUCGAGCUCAGAUGAAUUAUGAUAAAUUGUCACGAUCAUUGCGACAGUAUUACAAGAAAGGUAUUAUUCAGAAACCGGAGAAGAAGCAACGCCUUGUUUACAAGUUUCUUCCUCCAUAUAACUUGUAA
Messenger RNA from Brugia malayi, 1653 nucleotides. RefSeq lists its product as uncharacterized. Gene Ontology annotation, biological process: regulation of transcription by RNA polymerase II; cell differentiation. The record is from RefSeq and is a predicted model, not a curated record. The transcript is spliced from 10 exons. Gene Ontology annotation, cellular component: nucleus. Lineage: Eukaryota; Metazoa; Nematoda; Chromadorea; Rhabditida; Onchocercidae. Gene Ontology annotation, molecular function: sequence-specific DNA binding; DNA-binding transcription factor activity, RNA polymerase II-specific. The coding region runs from base 1 to 1653 and encodes 550 amino acids.